CUGUUGUUUCUCCUUUUCUGACCCUAGCGGGCCACCGUUGCCAGUUCUUUCCUUUGGCUUCACCGCCGUUCUGAAGAAGGCUGGAGCUGCCAGGUUUCAAAAUGGCGGCCCUCAGGCUGACACUCAGAUCAGGACUCCUCCCCUGGUUCCUCAAAGUGGAUCUAGUGCCACGAGCACUCUCUAGUUCUGCCUCGAUGUCCCAAAGGACGGCACCUCCUUCGUGGAAGCUGGGACACCUCAACCAUGUGGCCAUUGCGGUGCCCGACUUGGAGAAGGCUGCCCGUUUCUACCGGGAUGUCCUAGGGGCUCGUGUCAGCGGCACCGUCCCUCUCCCCGAACACGGCGUCAGCACCAUCUUCGUGGAACUGGGCAACACCAAGAUUGAGCUGCUGCAUCCCUUGGGCGAGAAGAGCCCCAUUGCCGGGUUCCUGCAAAAGAACAAGACCGGAGGGAUGCACCACAUCUGCAUCGAGGUGGAUAACAUUACCGAGGCCAUGGCAGAACUGAAGGAGAAGAAGAUCCGGCUGUUGAGCGAAGAGCCCCGAAUUGGAGCCCAUGGGAAGCCGGUGGUUUUCCUCCAUCCGAAGGACUGUGAUGGGGUCUUGGUGGAGCUUGAGGAGGCCUAAGCUGUGGUCCUAACGGCGGAAGCAAAUAAUGCCCAUCAUGAUGUGAUUUAUGGCACUAAUUUGGGACCAUGUAUACACCUGAAUCCGAUUGGUACUCCCAUUGACUGUGGGGCUUAUCUAUGUGUUGAUUCCCCACUCAACAGUGGGUUCAGUGGCCUUGCUCUGCUACAGGAUUCCAAUCCAUUCUUUAUAUUUUUGACACUAAUUCAGGGCACAAAUUGCCCGUUGGGGACUCACCCACAGGAAUCCAGUCCAUUCUGUGUGUUGUUGUUUGAAUCAUGACUUUGCUUUCCUCAUUCAGGAUGGAACAAUAUCCCUGACGAUACCAUCUGCAAUUAAAAAAGGAAGAUUUAAAUAA
This is a messenger RNA of Anolis sagrei ordinatus, 984 nucleotides long. RefSeq names its product methylmalonyl-CoA epimerase (gene MCEE). NCBI's taxonomy places the organism in Eukaryota, Metazoa, Chordata, Lepidosauria, Squamata, Anolidae. Gene Ontology annotation, biological process: L-methylmalonyl-CoA metabolic process. Gene Ontology annotation, cellular component: mitochondrion. Gene Ontology annotation, molecular function: methylmalonyl-CoA epimerase activity. The record is from RefSeq and is a predicted model, not a curated record.